Molecule: messenger RNA, 259 nt
Organism: Staurois parvus
Lineage: Eukaryota; Metazoa; Chordata; Amphibia; Anura; Ranidae
Source: the annotation of a GenBank genome assembly
UUACAGAGUGUAAACUCUGCUAUAUUCCUGUCUGGACAUGGCAGCAAGUGACAGAAUUAGUCUAUGUCGCAACCAGGGGUGGACUGACAACUCAUGGGGCCCCCGGGCAAUAGGGGAUCAUUGGGCCCCUGUGUCCUUGCCCAAACUCAAAAAAGCCUAUGAAAAAGGUACCAGGGGCAUCUCAUGGGGCCCCCUACUGACCCCAGGCCCUUGAGCAGUGCCGAGUUUCCAAAUGGUCAGUCCGCCCCUGGUCGCAACU